Messenger RNA from Lynx canadensis (Canada lynx), 1410 nucleotides. RefSeq names its product heat shock transcription factor, Y-linked-like. Lineage: Eukaryota; Metazoa; Chordata; Mammalia; Carnivora; Felidae. Gene Ontology annotation, molecular function: DNA-binding transcription factor activity; sequence-specific DNA binding. The transcript has 2 exons. The record is from RefSeq and is a predicted model, not a curated record. Bases 96 to 1298 code for a protein of 400 amino acids. Gene Ontology annotation, biological process: regulation of DNA-templated transcription.
ACAUUACCUGUGUAGGCAAGCCAAAGCAGCAGUUGAAGCUGCAGUGUUCAAAACCAUGCAGAUGACAAACCUAGCUGAAAGAAACCUUAUUUGAGAUGGCACACGUUUCUUCAGAAAUUCAAGAUGGUUCUCCUAAAGAUGGAUCGACUAAUUCUGCAGCCUCUGUUAGAUCUCCUUUGUGGGAUCCCACAUCGACUGGGGAUUUGGACCUAAGGUCUGUGAUUGAAGAAAAUGCUUUUCAGGCUUUGUCAGGAGGAUCCUUAAUAAAAAGACCACGAUACACAUUUUGUGUCUCUGAACCAGACGAAGAUAAUGAUUUUCUGUCUCUGACUUUUCCCAGAAAACUUUGGAACAUAGUUGAAAGUGAUCAAUUCAAAUCAAUUUGGUGGGAUGAGAAUGGAACUUCAAUAGUGAUUGAUGAGGAACUCUUCAAGAAAGAAGUUCUGGAGAGAAAGGCCCCUUUCAGAAUAUUUGAAACUGGAAGUAUGAAGAGUUUAGUUCGCCAGCUUUACCUUUACGGAUUUAGUAAAAUGCGACAGGGUUUCCAAAGAUCUGCUUCGCUCGCUGAUUUUCUGGCAGAGGAAAAAGAAGUAUCUGUUUUAAGCAAGUUACAGUUCUAUCAUAAUCCAAAUUUUAAACGAGGCUGCCCUCAACUUUUAGUAAGAAUGAAAAGAAGAGUCAGGAUUAAAAAUGCUUCCACAGUAUCACUAGUUCAAGAUUUCAACAAGAAACCACGCAGAGCUGAGGGUAAUGUGCAUAGUCCUAAUUCUGGUUUUGUUGCUGAAACUAGUGGAGAAAGGGCAUUGUCAACCUCCACAAAUUUAAAUGUGCCCCUGAUAAGGAAGCGUCCUCCUAUCCAGAGAGUUGCUAAUACAACUGCCCCCAUGACAAGUGAUCUUUCUCCACCGUCAUCAACGUCAGCUAGGCCGUCAGAACAAAUGGUAAUGGAUCAGCAUGCCAUUUUAAACCAGUUGACCACUUUUCACGUGCAUUCACGUGACAGCUACACUCAAGCAAAUGGCCACACUGUGAACUUUGUUACAACUACAACUGCUACAUCUCAGUAUGGCAUCAUAUCUCCCUUACAGAACAGUUAUUUUGGAACAGUGGUGGAGCCUUGCGCUUUUCCAACUAGCUAUCCUGCUGUGUCAGCCAGUGAGGUUCGUUUUUCUAACCCUCAACCACCAAGCAACCAAUGGUUCUCAAUGCCAAUGAUAGCUGAUACUUCUGCUGCCUCACUUGCAAUGUCAACUCAUCAACCGUCUUCAUCCUACGUACAUCAUCCUGAUUACAAGUGAUCUGUCAAAGGACUACCAGAUAAUACAAGAAAACAAAGAUUAAAAUUUAUUGGCAAAUGACCAAAUAUGGAAAUUCUCUUAUUUGAACAAUACAAUUACAUGUUCACCUUUA